Molecule: messenger RNA, 1284 nt
Organism: Sinocyclocheilus grahami
Lineage: Eukaryota; Metazoa; Chordata; Actinopteri; Cypriniformes; Cyprinidae
Product: oxidation resistance protein 1-like
Exons: 3
Coding region: 87-497 (136 amino acids)
Source: RefSeq, a predicted model, not a curated record
UCACACUUAUAGACAGUCAUUCAAAUUUGAUCAUGUAUUAGUCAUUUUUGUAAGACAAAUUUCAACUGCAUAUAAUUCUUUACAUUAUGGUGACCGUUUUUACCUUUGCUCCGUUUCUGUGGUGGGCUUUUAGGAUGAGCUUAUAUUUCUGUGUUUCAGGCCUCAUGGUGUCCAAGGAGAGGCAGAAGUCUCACAAGUUUCUGUGUCUGCGGGUUGGCAAGGCCAUGAAGAAGACGUUUGUGUCCAACGCCAGUGCCUCCAUGCAGCAGUACGCACAGCGUGACCGUAAACAUGAGUACUGGUUUGCUGUUCCCCAGGAGAGGUCAGACCACCUGUACGUUUUCUUCAUCCAGUGGAGCUCGGAUGUUUUUGGGGAUGGGGUAGGAAGCAUCAGCCGUGAUCCUGGCUUCAUCGUGGUGAAGAAAAUCGAGGAGUCAGAGGCAAACGAGGAGCAGCAAACUGUAGAAAAUUCAGAUAAGGAGUGGGAGGUUUUUUGAAGUGUCUUUAUUGUGUUCCCCGCACUUCAAACACCUUCAUGCACCAGUCAUACGUUGUUGUCAGAGCUCCUGUAUUCAGUUUUGCUGAAUGUUUCUCAGACUGGGUUGUUUUGCACUUGGUCAAUAAGUUUCUUGUGAAACCAAGAUGCAUUGUGCACUGUGAGCUUGCAGCUGGUGUUUUGCAUGAGUGUGCAGUUGUUUCAUUAUUUUAGUUGUUUUGUUUUUUCAAGAAAGAGGCACAUGUAUGCAGUUUUAUGCAUGCAUGGAUCCCUCAGUCGUGUCUAAAAAGGCAUGGUUUAGCCCGACUAUGUCAUGCCUGAAUGAGAUACAAGCGAAUCAUGCCUAUAGGUGCAAGUGUUGCGUGGUGUUUCUUUUAUAAAGCUCAGUUUGAAUGUUUUACUGAUUGGAUAAUAGGAAACAUUACCACCUGAUAUUUCCCUGCAUGUUAUUGUGUUCUGGUAGCCAUAUUGAAACCAGUCUGUGGCACUGAGAAACCGAUACUACGACUGCGGCGGCAUUUAAAUUUGACUUUAAAUUAAUGAUGUAGGGAACAAAAUAGACUGAUUUGUUAUUCUGAAACUGGAAGAUCUUUGCAAAGCCACAUGAUCUUUUGAUAUGAAUAAGUAAAAUUAACUUCUCUGAUAAUGACCACAGGGGUGGCGUGAGUCAUGAACUCAACUGGAUAUUGUGACUGAGGAUACUCAGGGGGUCAAUUGUAACACUAAGCAAGCUAGAGUGUUGACACUUGUUUAGCACAUGCUCACUUGUUUUACUUUGUGAAACUGAU